Molecule: messenger RNA, 2600 nt
Organism: Lycium ferocissimum
Lineage: Eukaryota; Viridiplantae; Streptophyta; Magnoliopsida; Solanales; Solanaceae
Exons: 4
Coding region: 1-2568 (855 amino acids)
Molecular function (GO): zinc ion binding
Source: RefSeq, a predicted model, not a curated record
AUGAAUGAAAGUGAAGAAGAGUUGAAUUGUUUGGAGAUGGAUUCAGACAGUGAAUGGCUUGGAAUAUGGGAUAGCACUGGAAAAGAAAAGGCAAUCGCGAAAUUGAAAGGGAAAGAAAGAAUUAAACGAAAGGAGGAUGAAAACAAAAAUCUAACAGAGAGUGGUGAAGUUGGUGCAACAAAGAGUAGAAAAGGGAAGGAAAAAAAGAAAGAUAAAUUGAUGGAAGAAACUAAGGGUACCAAUUUUGCAGGGUUAUUAUUAGAGGACUCAAGUUCAGAAGCUAAGGAUGAUAACAUCUCUUCUAAAAAUGAUGAAUCGGAUGACAUGGGGAAUAUUAAUGGUGAUGAUGAUCAGGUUGAAAAUGUUGCAUUUAGGGCAGAUAUAGAGAUGGCUAAUCCAGAAUUUAUAUUGGGAAUGACAUUCAUCAAUGCAACAGAAUUUAGAGCUGCUUUGAGAGCUUACUCUGUUAAAAACAAUAGAAACAUUUCCUUUAAAAAGAAUGAGUCUGGUAAAAUUUCUGCAAAAUGUUCUGAUGGAUGUCCAUGGCGUAUAUAUGCCUCUAGAAAGGCACCAGAUGACCCUACCAUCGAGAUAAAAACUUUGGUUGGGAAACAUUCUGAUGAUUGUUUGUUUGUUUAUGCCAACAAACAUGUCAAAUCUAGGAUGAUUGCCAAAACAUACCUACAUUAUUUAAGAAAACAUCCAGAUGAAUCAGUAGGUGAUUUCAUGGAGAAAAUACAUGAAGAGAUGAAUGUUGAAAUCUCAGUUAGUCAAGUCUAUAGAGCAAAGAGAAUAGCUAAAGAGAUGAUCGAAGGUCACUACAAAGAACAAUAUGCAAAAUUAGAGGACUACUGUGCAGAACUCAAGAAAAAGAAUCCAGGAUCAACUGUAUUGUUAGAAACAAUACCCAAUGAAGAGGAUGGCAAACCUAUUUUUGAAAGAAUUUACAUAUGUCUUGAGCCCUGCAAAAGAGGUUGGAAGGCAGGUUGUAGGCCACUUAUCGGGAUGGAUGGUUGCUUUCUUAAAGGACCAUAUGGUGGUCAACUUUUGACAGCAAUUGGGAUAGAUGCUGAUAAUGGUAUGUUCCCAAUAGCCUAUGCUGUAGUUGAUGUUGAAGACAAGCAUAACUGGAAGUGGUUUUUGAAUUUGCUGGUGGAUGACUUGCGAAUUAGAAAUCAUGAUAACUUGUGUCUCAUUACAGACAAGCAAAAGGGUUUGGAGGGAGCUAUUUAUGAGAUUGUUCCUCAAGUUGAGCACAGGCAUUGUGUAAGACAUUUGUACAAUAAUUUCAAGAAAGUGCAUAAAGGUUUAUCAUUGGAGACAAGAGUUUGGAAAGCUGCUAAGGCAACUUAUGUAAGUAAGUAUAGAUAUGAGAUGGAUAUGUUGGAACAGGAGGACAAAGAAGCUAGAAACUGGUUCAACGAUAAACCACCCAAAUUCUGGAGCAAGUCGCAUUUUAGAACAACAACAAAGUGUGAUAUACUUUUGAAUAAUCUUUGUGAGUCAUUCAAUGGGAUAAAACCAAUUUUAAAGGCAAGGGAGAAACCUAUACUUGGAUUGCUGGAAGGAAUUAGAGUAUACCUGAUGAAAAGAAUGAAUCAAAAGAGGGAGGUGCUCCAGUACCAAGGAAGUUUAUGCCCUCGAAUUCGGAAAUUAGUAGAAGAAAAGAAAAAGGUAGCAUCUGCAUCAAUUCCUACUUGGGCUGGACAAUUUCUAUUUCAAGUAAAAACUAUGUAUGGUGAACAGUUUAGUGUUGACUUGAAUGGGAGAACCUGUUCUUGUAGGGAAUGGGACCUUACAGGAAUCCCAUGCGCACAUGCAAUAAGCUGCAUAUUUAGUAUACGAGAGAAUCCAGAAAAUUUCAUAAAUGAUUGUUACAAGAAGGCUACUCAAAUGAGGAUUUACGAGCCAGUCAUUGCUCCUAUGGACGGACCUGAUAUGUGGGAAACUACUGAUCUACUUCCCGUUCAACCUCCUACUUAUGAGCCAAAGAAAGGUAAGUUGAACAAAAAUAGGAGAAAAGAACCUGAUGAAAUUGAAGCCUCCAAGAGAAAAGCUGUUGAGAUGAAAAAACAGAGAAGAGAGAAAAAGAGAAAACAAUCUGCAUCAAAUGACUUGAAUGUAGCAGCCACAAAUGUUACCAAAUUAAGUAAGAAAGGGAGGUUAGGGAGAUGCAGCAAGUGCUUGCAAACUGGUCACAAUAAAACAACUUGCAAGAAGAAUAGUGAUUCUCUGAAUUCAACAGCUCCACCUCAAGCUAUUCCAACAACUCGAGGUUGGUCACAAAAUGCUACAAGUCAAUCCCACCCAAGUAAGCAAAUCCAUUUUGAGUCCACCAAUUGGAUUGGGCAUAUAAAUGAACAUUCUAAACUCAAUCCAAGAAGGCCAGCGGAGGACGGUUCAUCUCAGAUGCCUGCACAAGCUCAAGUUGGCAGUAUUGUGAUAAAUGCUGAGAAGUACAAGUGGAAUGGAAAAAAUUGUAUUAGCUUACAAAGCCUUCAAAAUACAAGUGUUUCAAUGAAGUCCAACAAUAAGAGCUUUGACAAGGAAGAGAAUAGAAGCAAUUAACAAAUGAAGAACUGCAACAACAAUAAAUUUUA